AAAAAAAAAAUCAGUACUUUGUCUCCUUUUUAUCACCUCAUACAUCUUUAACUUCACUAAAAACCCUAGCUUCCAAACCCUUGUUGCCUCCAUUUUUCUUCCAUCGCAAAAUCCCAAUUUUGCUUCGUUUUUUCCUGCAGAAUUUGUGUGUUUGAAUUAAUAGCUGUUUUGUAACUAUGUCGGACGACGAGAGAGAAGAGAAAGAAUUGGAUCUCACAAGUCCUGAGGUCGUCACCAAGUACAAGAGCGCCGCUGAAAUUGUUAACAAGGCGCUGCAGUUGGUGUUGUCCGAAUGCAAGCCAAAAGCAAAGAUAGUUGAUCUUUGUGAGAAAGGGGAUGCCUUUAUCAAAGAGCAAACUGGAAAUAUGUACAAGAAUGUGAAGAAGAAGAUUGAGAGAGGUGUUGCAUUUCCAACAUGUAUUUCAGUUAAUAACACCGUGUGCCAUUUCUCUCCAUUGGCUAGUGAUGAGACAGUAGUGGAAGAAGGUGAUAUAUUGAAGAUUGAUAUGGGAUGUCACAUUGAUGGAUUUAUUGCAGUAGUUGGACAUACACAUGUUCUUCACGAAGGACCAGUUACUGGUAGAGCUGCUGAUGUCAUUGCAGCUACUAAUACAGCUGCUGAAGUUGCUUUGAGACUUGUAAGACCAGGAAAGAAGAACUCGGAUGUAACAGAAGCUAUUCAGAAGGUUGCUGCUGCCUAUGACUGCAAGAUUGUCGAGGGUGUAUUGAGCCAUCAAAUGAAGCAGUUUGUUAUUGAUGGAAACAAAGUUGUAUUGAGCGUGUCCAAUCCUGACACAAGAGUAGAUGAAGCAGAAUUUGAAGAGAAUGAGGUCUACUCCAUUGAUAUCGUGACAAGCACUGGUGAUGGAAAGCCCAAGUUGUUGGAUGAGAAACAGACAACCAUCUACAAGAGAGCUGUAGACAAAAGCUAUAACCUGAAGAUGAAAGCCUCAAGGUUCAUCUUCAGUGAAAUCAGUCAGAAGUUCCCUAUCAUGCCAUUUACCGCAAGGGAUUUGGAGGAGAAGAGGGCUCGUUUGGGCCUUGUUGAAUGUGUUAACCAUGAGCUUUUGCAGCCAUAUCCUGUUCUACAUGAGAAACCUGGUGAUUUGGUUGCUCACAUUAAGUUCACAGUGCUGUUAAUGCCCAAUGGAUCGGAUAGGGUAACAUCUCAUGCGCUCCAGGAGCUUCAGCCUACAAAGACAACAGAGAAUGAACCUGAAAUCAAGGCUUGGCUAGCCCUUCCCACCAAGACUAAGAAGAAAGGUGGUGGGAAGAAAAAGAAAGGAAAGAAAGGUGACAAGGUAGAAGAGGCAUCUCAAGCUGAGCCUAUGGAAGGAUAGUGAAGUGGCUCCAAAACUUUCAUACUUGCAAUUUUGAGGUGCUUUGAUCGAUCAACUUUACUGAAACUAUUGGUUCAGUGUGAGUUGAUUCGGCACACGUUGAGCUGCUUAUGUUCAUCUUUGUGGGGUUAUGAAAGACAAUUAUUGUACCCGUUCAUGUUAAGUUGUUCUCCUUAGGUUUUUCAAUGCUAUUCAAAAUUCUCUUAUCAUUUAAAUUUUAAACCUUCAAUAAGUCCGUAUUGUGCUCUUCUCUAUUUGUUUGAAGUUAGAAAGAUCACAUUUUUGUUUCUGAUA
Molecule: messenger RNA, 1634 nt
Organism: Solanum tuberosum (potato)
Lineage: Eukaryota; Viridiplantae; Streptophyta; Magnoliopsida; Solanales; Solanaceae
Product: EBP1
Exons: 10
Coding region: 177-1340 (387 amino acids)
Source: RefSeq, a predicted model, not a curated record